This is a messenger RNA of Thermochaetoides thermophila DSM 1495, 987 nucleotides long. RefSeq lists its product as uncharacterized. The record is from RefSeq and is a predicted model, not a curated record. NCBI's taxonomy places the organism in Eukaryota, Fungi, Ascomycota, Sordariomycetes, Sordariales, Chaetomiaceae. The coding region runs from base 1 to 987 and encodes 328 amino acids. The transcript has a single exon.
AUGUCGUCAACAGCCUGCAAACCGGCCCCCAAGGCCUCCUUCCUCACCAUCCCUCCCGAAAUCCGUCUCAAGAUCUACGACUACCUCCUCGUUCUGUCUGACCCCCCUCUCCCGCACGAGCAGACGGUUUCCUACCGAUGCGCAUUUCCCUUGUCACCACCACCAACACCAAUCCAUAGCAGCAGCAGCAGUGAUGAUGAAUGCUCCUCCUCUAAGAAAAUCAAAUCCUCACACUCCCCUUCCCGAUGGACCAACCCACGACAAAUCCACAUCUCCAUCCUGCGCGUCUGCCGCCUAAUUAACCACGAGGCCACUCCCCUACUCUACACCAAGAACCUCUUCACCCCUCACCCUGUGCACCUGACCAUGGCGCCCUCGCUGUACGAAGGACCCGACUGGUUCCAUCUGGCGCGGGUGUACCAUUCCACGUCCAGCGUGCCGAGGCCGAUCCCGCAAAAGUGGCUACGCCACAUCCGGCGCUGGUACCUCCGGCUGCAGCUGGACGCGCCGCCACAGUGGAAGCCGGACCAGGUGUCGCGGGCGCUGAGCGGGGCGGAGGAGAUCACAGUCGAGUUGUUCCGGGCAGGGUACUGGUGCAGCGGGCGGACGAGGUUGUUUGAUCAGAGUAACAAUGAUAAUGAUGCUCUAUCUAUUACUAGUAAUAAUGGUAAUAAUGCCGAUUCCAACAGCGCAGGUCUCAUCCACAAGUGGUUCCCAAAUCUGGAAGGCGGCUAUCCUGAUGGUCUGGAGAUCGCGUUUGAGAUUAAUAUGGAGGAUGAGGAAGAUCCGGAUUGGAUAGCGAAAGAUUAUAGUAUCCGGGUGCUGUGGCAGCUCUCGGAAAUCCGCGGGGUUAAGAACGUGCGGUUUGUGGGCUUGAUCAACGACCCGAGGAAGAUCGUCAGCAAGAAGUUUUUGGACUUUCUCAAGGGGAAGAUGAUGUCAUCUCAUAUGACAGAUGAGUGCGGACGUGAUGCUAUGCACUGGUAA